Molecule: messenger RNA, 7270 nt
Organism: Oreochromis niloticus (Nile tilapia)
Lineage: Eukaryota; Metazoa; Chordata; Actinopteri; Cichliformes; Cichlidae
Gene: palm2akap2
Product: PALM2 and AKAP2 fusion
Exons: 18
Coding region: 498-4649 (1383 amino acids)
Biological process (GO): regulation of cell shape
Cellular component (GO): membrane
Source: RefSeq, a predicted model, not a curated record
UGCCUCUUUGCCACCCUCUCUUCCCUAUCCCUGGCUAUAUCUCUAUACAACAGUCCUUGCUUUCUUUCAUCACUCCCUCCUAUAACAUAUCUUUUGACUCAAUUCUCUUUCUCGCUCUUUCUGUCUAUAUGUCCUUCUCGCUCUCUCACUCACACACAUACACGCACAUGCUUGCACCCGUUGCCUCCUGCUAGCAGAGCGGGGUGAUGCAGGAGCGGCGGCAGCAGCUGCUCUGACACAUCCUGGCGUAUAAAGAACACACACCGAAAAGGCAGAAGGAAAGAAGGAGGAGGAAGAGGAGGAGGAGGAGGAGAGGAGAGGAGGAGGAGGUGGAGAAGAUACAGAGGCAAAGAGGGAGGAGGACGAGGAGGUGAGGAGGACGAGAGAGGAGGAGGAGGACAUAACUCUGUCAAAAGGACACUAGAGGACAGGAGUAGGAGAAGAGGACGAGGAAGGAGAGAGAGGAAAAGGGAGCGCAAGAAGCGGGUGUUGCAGCCAUGUCAGACACACCUUUGCAGCGGAACGGCACAGCAAACGCCCCGAUGUCGUGUGAGGAGGCUCAACUCCACAAAGAGAGGCUGCAGGCCUUGGCGGAGAAACGGAAGCGGCAAACUGAAAUUGAAGACAAAAGAAGCCAGCUUGAUGACCUGCUGCUGCAGCUGCAACAUGUCAAGUCCAAAGCUAUGCGUGAGCGGUGGCUCCUCCAGGGCAUGGGAGUGGAAGAAGAGGAGGCACGGCGGAAACAGCUGGAACAAGAUGAAGAGCAAGGAAAGAGGCUGGAAGACAUGAUACACAGGCUCGAGUCUGAAAUCGGUGCACUCGAAAGUGAAGAGUCUCAGAUUUCAGCCAAGGAGCAAGUUCUUCGAGAACGCCUGAAGGAGACAGAGCGCUCGAUAGAAGACCUGCAGAAGAGUCUGAUGUCCCAGGAUGAAGAUGCCACUGGCUGCAUGUCUGCUCCUCUCUCGGACUGCAUGGACCCCGAUCCCAACCACCUCGCCCUGGCCACACAGCACCAGACUGGCCCACCUGCCCUGGGCGAGAACGCCAGACCAAGACCUGCCAUGUUUGCCAUGGAGAUCAACGUGCAGCACGACCCACGGACUGGUGAGCAGCGCAUCCUCUCAGCCAACCGUGUGAACCCGUUGGAUGCAGCUUCACGUGGGGUCAAAGUCUACGACGAUGGCAGAAAAGUGGUCUAUGAGGUCACUUCCUCUGGGGGCGUGUCCACCACCACUGUAGAGAAUGGCUGGAGCUCUGAACAGGUUGACCAGCUGAUCCAGAGAGCUGCCAGACCUGUAGUACGAGGUGGGGAUGGCGGGAGGAGUCAGGUGACAGUGACUCCAGCUGCCCCACAGACAUAUGUUUCUCCAGCAGAUGUUGAUGAUCUGUCCCCCCCCUCCUGUGCCCCGCCAUCCAUCCCUUCUAGCCCACCAGCCCAGGUUACCCUCCAGAGGGAAACCCAUCUGGGCAUGAUGCCCCCCUCCUCUCCUGCCGUCACGACCCAACCAACAUCCUCAGGCCAGCCGGGCACUGAGCUCACUUCCCCGCCCCAGGCCAGCGUGGAGCACCCAGUCACCAUGGUGUUCCUCGGCUACCAGGACGUUGAAGACAUGAGCGAGAGCAGACAACUGUUGGGAUUCGAUGGCGCUGUGAAGGCUGAGGUUGUUCUCAUCGAUGAAGAUGAUGAGAAAUCACUGAGAGAGAAAACAGUCACCGACAUCUCCGUCAUCGACGGCACAGCAGCAGACCUCGUGUCGGGCCGACCAGUCACGUCUGAAGCUGUCAGCACCGAACUGUCUUCUGAUGGCCGUGAGCCUGACAGUACCUCCUCGCCCCCUGCAAAUCCAGAAGCCAACACGGUCCCCCCGCCCGGCCUCACCCCUGCUACAGUCUACAAUCAGACAUCUGGAGUUACUUUGACAACAGCAAACGGAUGCCAAUCUCCAACUGCAAACACAAAUCUUCACACUGUUAUGAGUGGGAGGACACAGGAUACUGCACUCUCCUCUACUGAGAGAAAAAGAGAGGGACAAGCAAAGGAGAAAUCAUGGCAAGCAGAGGAUGUCAGUGACUCAGUCCCGAGAGAGCGAGCCCUGAAAACUGUCAGUUUCCAGGAGUCAGUCAGCGUUAUCACUGACAGGCCUGCAGCCAUGGAACUGGAGAGCCAGCAGAUCCAGCACGACUGUCUCAGCAGUCCCAGUAACAGAGCCCACAGUCCAGUUGGAAUGAAAUUAGAGACUCCUGACAGUGAGGUAGUGCAGGAGAUCUGCUACCUGGACCAGGUGUUAGAUGCAGCCUCAGAAACACCCACAAAUGGGAACUCCUCUCUGUCACGUCACACCAAACCCAUCAGCAUAGAUGGAACUUCUCCUUCUGUGUGUGUGUCACCCUCCUCCCCUGUCAAUCACCACGCGAUCGUUGUGGAGGGACAAAAACAAACCACGUUUCUCCACCAGGACGAGUCUGCCGUUAAAACCAACGGGCACGUGCAGGGAGACGAGUCUGGGGGCAGCAGGGCAAAGUUUGAGCUGCGAGCAUUUCAGGAAGAGAAACGCCCGGCAAAGCUGUUCACCCCUGGAGAGGAGCAGCAGGUCAGGGUGACGAGGAGACGUCCCUCAGAGGAGGUUCAGGAAUUGGAGCGUGAGCGUCAGGAGCUGAUCAGAGACCAGGCAGUGAAGAAAAACCCUUCGAUUGCCCAGCGCUGGUGGAACCCUCCUCAGGAGAUCCCUUUGGAAGAACAGCUAGAGGCUGAUAAGCUUGAGUCUCUCAGGAAGUACCAGGAGAGGAAACAGCAGCGACAGAAUCACACUUAUGCAUACACACAGCCUCAUGUGUCAGGCCCUCCCACUGUGGUAACCCUUGACUCAGAGCUAACCAGGAAGGAGGACAUCGUGGAGGAGCAGAUCAACUUCUCUUCUGCCAGGAAGCAGUUUCUGCAAGGGGACGCUACCAAGAAGGACGUAGCUCCUCACAUAUACUCUGCCAAACCCUUCUCGAAAUCCACAGCCAGGGGCAGCCACGGGAGCAGUGACUUUGUUGCAGAAACUGGGGAGACACACGUGACCUGGUCUGAUGAAAGAACUAAAGAUGAAUUCACAUGUGUGCGAGCUGUGAUGACAGUCCUACCUGAGGAAGAGGAAGCAAAAGGUCAUUUCCAUCCAGCUUUUCACCCAGAGGAGUCUGACUCAGGACUGGACGAGUUAUCGGUCCGCUCUCAGGACACUACUAUAUUUAGCUUGGAUAAUGUUUCCGACAGCGGGGCUUCACUACCCCCUACGCCAUUGCCACUUACCCCUGUGUCACCACCUACCCCUCAGCCAACUACUCCAGUCAACGGGCAGACGAGUGGCAGUCCAACAGAAGAUGAGCUGGAGUACCACGCUGGGGUUCUUGUUCAAAAUGCCAUCCAAAAUGCCCUAGCAGCUGAAAACGGAGAAGACUGGCAGCAAGCUGACUUGAAUUCUUCACAGCUGAGUACCCCUGCAUCUCCAUGCUCUGUAUCCACAAGCAGCCCAGUGCCAGUUUCUUCCUCCCCUGUGUCUUCUGGUGGAGCCCCCAGUUUCCAGUCACCUGUGUCCUCCAGUCCUGCACCAUCCAACCCAUCCCCACAGCCAGACAGGCAGCCAGUGGUGAGAGUUGUUUCCCAAGAGAAGCCAUCAGAAUCACAAGAGGCUCAGAAGCAACAGCAGUCCCCAAGUCCAGCACAAUCACAGCUCCAGACGCCUUCUCCUCCACCGUCUCAGCCUGUCUCUCCACCACAGAGGCCCAGAGACGGAGGUCCCAGGAUCAAAAUCCAGUCCUCCUACACCAGAGCGCUUGCUUCAUCAGCUCCAGCCCCAGCUCCUGCACCUGUGCCUGCUCCUGCCACGACAGGUCCUGUCUCCAGGCCAACCCCUGUAUACCGUCCCCCGUCUCCUCCAAGCCCAGAGAAGCCAGAGUUCAGCUACUUCAGUAAAUACUCAGAGGCAGCUGAACUGCGUAGCACGGCGGCAGCAGCACGAGGGCCAGAGGUGGAGGCGGCUAGCGGCCCGUUCCGCCUGCGCUCCAAGAAGCAGCGAACUCUGUCCAUGAUUGAAGAGGAGAUCCGAGCAGCUCAGCAGAGAGAGGAAGAACUGAAGAAGCAGAGGGAGGCGCAGCCUACCGGUGUUGUCCGGCCCAGCAGCACUUCCAGCAGUAGUCAUGGACCUGUGAGGACGGGGAUGCGGCACGCCACUAUUUCCCCCGCAGAUAAGAUGAAGAGCAACAGUUUGCCAACUAGACUCACAUUGACAGCACGGACAGCGCCAGGAAAAAUUGAGAAAGUUCGACCUGCGCCACCUGUCUCCCCCUCGACCUCUGAAGGAGCCCUGUCUGAUGCUGGCAGUGAGGACUCUGGAGGAUCACGACCCAAAAACUUCAUGCAGACUCUUAUGGAAGACUACGAAACACACAAAGUGAAGAGGAGAGAGAAAUUGGACGACAACAGUUAUGCCCGUUUGUUGCUGGCUAACGAGGUAACCACUGAGGUUCUGGAGGCCACUCGUGUGACCAGGAGGAAAAGCGACAUGGCACUGAAGUGGGAAGCCGGCAUCUAUGCCAAUGAGGAUGGCAAGGAAGAAGAAGAAGAGGAGGAAGAGGAGGAAGAAGAGGAGGAGGAGGAGGAGGAGUAAAAAGCUCCCUUCAGAGACAAAUACCAGGCCAAUUGGAGAGAAUGAAGGAAGAGAAAGACUGAAGGAAAAGUGACAAAGCAGGAAGGAAAACUAUUUAUUUUAUUAAGAGUAUCUGAAGAUCACAUGACCCCAGCAGUCAGUGGGGCUUUUUGGACCUGAAAACUAAAGGUAUAUUAGCAUGUUAAGUGGCUGAGGAUGUGGGAGAUAUGUGAAGGUGGUGAGCAAUGAAAGAGACACUUCAAAUGUGUUUAAUGGUGGUUUUAGAGCAACGUUUAGUGUUUUUAAUAGCUGGUAGAUGCUAAAUGACUGAAAUAUUCUUAGGAUUUUUCACCUUUAUGCUAUUAUUCAAAUAAGAUCUAAAGCUUUUAUUUUGACUGGUUGCCUGAGACUCUCUGAUGGUGGUUUCAUCUGUGCAUGCUUUAUAAUAACCGCAGUCAUCUUCUGAAAGUGUGGAAAGCUUUUAAUCAAGUGGACAAUAUAAAAGAUAGGCAGAUGCAGCUAUUCAAAGAAAAGAAAGUUCUGAGAGGAAGUAGACAAGGAGAGGCCAGAUCACCCUCUUAUUUUUUGUAAUUUCAGAAAUGCUUUUACCUGGUUUUACUGCUGGAAAGCUGGUGUGUUUUCCAGGAACCGAACCAAAAGGUGCCCCAAGGCGUCACUUUCAGAGCCCAUAAUGGCACAGUGCAGAUAUGACACAAGUUUGACAUGCUUGCCAGGAGCUUUUGCCUUCUUGUCAAUCAACUUUACUGAAUUUUGAGGGGUCAGCAUCCUUUUUUUGUGAAAUGCUAGUCAGGAAAUUUGCAAAACUAGCAAAUCUAAACUUGCCUUAGACCACCUGCUUGUCGGUGCACGGUAUGUAUUGUAUCCUGUAUUACUACACCGUCAGUAGACCUUAGAGAAAAUAAGCAACGACCUUAGAUAGAAAGUUUGCCUGUAAUCGCUUCUUUUCCAGUGCAAAAAGAACGAAACAUGAGGGGGAGGGGGGGAUCUACCUGCUGGUAGUGCUUGCACCAUUUGAGUGAAUGUGUGUGUUAAUUAAAGGGCUGGGUCAGGGGUUUUAUAUAAAAAAAAAAUCACUUAUUUUACCUUUGUUGGCUACGUCGCUUUGUUGACCUGUGCUUUCUGAUGAUGUAAGCAGUUGUUUCAUGUAUUAUACUGAGGUAGGACUGUGUAUUUGACCUAUGAACGUCUGUAUCUACUUGCUAGCCGAGGAUAAAGUUUGAUGAAAAAAAUAAUCAAAAAAGGUUUUUAUAAGAAGUUGUUAUACCAAAACAGAAUGUUAUUUAGAGAAAACCCGCCAGCCUGAGCUCUUCACGUCAUUUUUAAGGCGUAGAAGUGUGCGAAUGGAUUCACACUCCUUUUCUAACCUGAAACAAGCACAUCUGAAAAAAAAAAGUGCAGUGGCAAAAAGAAGGCAAUAAAGGUCUUUCGAGACGCUGAACAGACCUGUGCUGUAAGUUGGGCUUGUAAAGGGUUUUUUUUGUUUUUUUACUAACUGUAUUGUGACUGAAUUUUGCAGAAUAACAUUGAUUUUCUGUUUUGAAGCAUUGAAAUCAUACAAAGUGACGAGGAAAAACAGGAUUCAGCUUCAAGAGUAAAUACACUCUAACACAACCACACUUCUCCCUGGAGUAUAACAGACUGUCUUUAAUUUAAAAUGAAAAGUAGAAAUGUGUCAAACUGGCUGUGGAAACGGUAUUUCUGAACCACUUUUGAUUGUAUUCCUCUGUCGUAGCCUGUGAGAUUUGUUUCUGCGUCCAGAUGAGGAGAAAAAAAGCGUUUUUGUAAACCAAAAGUCACAGUUUUGACCUGUCCAAGUGUCCUUCAGCAAGGCAGCAACUUCUCUCUUUGCUUCCAAACACACUGAAUGUAUGCUGAGCUAAACCACAGAUGUAUUUGCUGGACAUCUACUAACCUAUCAAGUCAAGCCACCCUUUGCAACUUGUUCCACUCGGCUGUCUUGUGAUAUGCUUUGUCAAGAAAGCGUAGCACAAACGCCAUAAACCAAAAGUGAAAACCAAGGACUCCUGACUCUGCGGUGUCCACUUCCAUCAAACCCGAAACAAAUAAUAUUAAAACCCACACAUAUGUUCCACAGAAUCAUCCAAGUUCUCCUUUCAGGGUCUUCUGUGGUGCAGCAGAGGUGCAGUGUCUUUAACGCUGGUAUGAGAUUAUUUUUGACUUAAAGGCUAAAAGACAACAGGACGGAAAAGGUUUUCAUCCAUGUGGGAACCAAUCAAAGUUCUCAGUAGAGUCGCUUUUGAAACGUACACACAGAGGAAUUAUUGAAUGGUGUGAUUUAUUAUUAUUAUUAUUAUUAUUAUAAUUAUUAUUAUUAUGCUUUUGAUGUUUGAAUUUAUGGUGCAGAGAUGAUUUUAUUUAUCAUUUUAAAUGCUGGUAGCUUGUUUUCGGCCUACAGAGCUUCUCCAGUGUGGGACUCACUGUUUGUGUGUGUGAUAAACCAAUCUUAUUAAUACAAUAUAAACACAGUAUAACCCCUGUUUCUAUGUUAACCACUUGUAUGCUCAUACUCUGCUUUGUUAUUUUAUAGCACAUGUAAGGCUCACAGUUACACACCCACUAUACAUAUUAUGAAUAUUUUCUCAUUAAAAACAAAACCUGUA